AUGGUUUGUCCACCUGCCUGCAAGUCCCAAGGCUGCACCUCUGAUGGUCAGUGCUGUCACAGCGAAUGUCUCGGGGACUGCACGGAGCCGAACAACCCUGAAAAGUGUGUGGCUUGCCGCAACUUCUACCUUGAAGGGAAAUGCGUGGACACCUGCCCCCCUGGUUACUAUCGCUUUGAGGGGUGGCGUUGUGUGACCUUCAGCUUCUGCCAGGAACUGCACAACAAAUGCAAAAACGCCAGGGAGUCGGGGUGUCACGUUAUCCACAAUAACGAAUGUGUUCAUGAAUGCCCGUCAGGGUACAUCAUGAAUUCUAGCAACUUGCACUGUACACCCUGCGCAGGGCCCUGUCCAAAGGUUUGCGACUACGGGAAAGAGAAGACGAUCGAUUCGGUGACAUCGGCACAGGAGCUCCGUGGCUGCACAGUUGUUAAUGGAAGCUUAGUUAUAAAUAUCCGUGGAGGAAAUAACAUAGCAGCUGAACUAGAAGCAAAUCUUGGCUUGAUAGAAGAAAUCUCUGGUUACCUAAAAAUUCGCCGGUCUUAUGCCUUGGUUUCUCUUUCUUUUUUUCGUAAACUACAUCUGAUUAGAGGAGAAACACUAGAAGCUGGGAAUUACUCAUUUUAUGCCUUGGACAACCAGAAUCUUCGCCAGCUCUGGGACUGGAGUAAGCACAACCUCACUAUUGCACGAGGCAAACUCUUCUUCCAUUAUAAUCCCAAACUCUGUCUGUCAGAAAUCCACAAGAUGGAGGAGAUCUCUGGGACUAAGGGGCGUCAGGAAAGGAAUGACAUAGCCCUGAAGACGAACGGUGAUCAAGCCUCAUGUGAAAAUGAAUUGCUGAAAUUUUCUUCCAUUAGAACAUCUCAUGACAAGAUCCUGUUGAAGUGGGAGCCAUACUGGCCUCCUGAUUUCCGUGAUCUCCUGGGAUUUAUGCUUUUUUACAAAGAAGCUCCAUACCAGAAUGUGACGGAGUUUGAUGGCCAAGAUGCUUGUGGGUCAAACAGCUGGACAGUUGUGGAUGUUGACCCACCCCCACGGUCAAAUGAGCCCAAAGCUCAGGCCCAGCCAGGUUGGCUUCUGAGGGGCUUGAAGCCAUGGACACAGUAUGCUGUAUUUGUUAAAACUCUGGUCACCUUCUCUGAUGAACGAAGAACAUACGGUGCAAAGAGUGAAAUCAUCUACGUACAGACCAACGCUACUGUUCCAUCAGUCCCAUUAGAUCCAAUAUCUGUUUCCAACUCUUCAUCCCAAAUCAUUCUGAAGUGGAAGCCACCCUCAGAGCCCAAUGGAAACAUCACGCACUACCUGGUGUUCUGCCAGCAGGCAGAAGAUAGUGAGCUUUAUGAACUUGAUUACUGCUUAAAAGGAUUAAAACUGCCCUCAAGGACGUGGUCUCCUCCUUUCGAAUCCGAAGACACUCAGAAGUAUAAUCAAAGUGAAAGUGAGGAUGUCAGCGGAGAAUGUUGUUCCUGUCCUAAAACAGACUCUCAAAUACAGAAGGAGCUGGAAGAGUCUGCUUUCCGCAAGACAUUUGAGAACUAUCUUCACAAUGAGGUUUUUGUCCCCAGGCCAUCAAGAAAACGAAGAGACCUUGGCUCUGUGGCAAAUGCCACUGUGGUGAUACCCACCAUCACAUCCUCUCCAAACAAUUCUGCAGCAGCACCUGACAAUGCAGAGGAACAGAAACCUUUUGAAAAAGUUAAGUCCAAGGAGUCUUUGGUUAUCUCAGGCCUGCGGCAUUUCACCGGGUAUCGCAUUGAGCUCCACGCUUGUAACCAUGAUGCUCAGGAAUCCCGAUGCAGUGUGGCAGCUUAUGUCAGUGCCAGGACCAUGCCAGAAGCUAAGGCUGAUGACAUCGUUGGUCCAGUUACCCAUGAGCUGGUUGAAAAAAAUACCGUGCAUUUGAAGUGGCAAGAACCAAAGGAACCAAAUGGUCUUAUUGUGCUGUAUGAAGUGAAUUAUGGGCGUCUUGGGGAGACAGAGGAAGCUCACUACUGCGUUUCCCGCAAGCAUUUCGCCAGCGAGCAGGGCUGUAAGCUCCGUGGACUGCAGCCUGGAAACUACAGUGUCCGUAUACGAGCUACAUCACUGGCUGGAAAUGGCUCGUGGACAGAACCUACCUAUUUUUAUGUGGCUGAUUAUUUGAAUGCUCAGCCUAAUAUUGCUGUUAUAAUUGUUCCGAUUAUUUUUGCCAUAAUAAUUGCUGGAAUUAUUGGAGCUGCUUACGUGCUUGUGAAAAAAAGACAAACCGAAGGACCAACUGGACCACUCUACGCAUCCUCUAACCCUGAAUAUCUCAGCGCCAGUGAUGUCUAUGUCCCCGAUGAAUGGGAGGUUCCACGAGACAAGAUCACUCUCCUCCGAGAGCUGGGACAGGGCUCCUUCGGCAUGGUGUACGAGGGGAUCGCCAAGGACAUAGUGAAGGGAGAGCCGGAGACGCGAGUAGCUGUGAAAACUGUCAACGAAUCAGCCAGCCUCCGUGAGCGCAUCGAGUUCUUAAAUGAAGCUUCUGUGAUGAAAGGGUUCAGCUGCCAUCAUGUGGUUCGCCUCCUCGGGGUGGUCUCAAAAGGGCAACCUACUCUGGUGGUCAUGGAGUUAAUGGCACACGGAGAUUUGAAAAGUUACCUUCGCUCUUUGAGACCUGAUGCCGAGAAUAACCCUGGUCGUCCGCCUCCAACGCUGAGAGAAAUGAUCCAGAUGGCUGCAGAGAUCGCUGAUGGCAUGGCCUAUCUGAAUGCCAAAAAAUUUGUUCACAGAGAUCUUGCGGCUCGUAACUGUAUGGUUGCAGAAGACUUCACUGUAAAAAUUGGAGACUUCGGCAUGACCAGAGAUAUCUAUGAGACGGAUUAUUACCGUAAAGGAGGCAAAGGACUGCUGCCUGUGCGGUGGAUGGCACCCGAAUCAUUAAAGGAUGGCGUUUUCACUGCUUAUUCUGAUGUGUGGUCAUUUGGUGUUGUCCUCUGGGAAAUAAGCAGUUUGGCAGAGCAGCCCUACCAGGGACUCUCCAACGAGCAGGUGCUAAAGUUUGUAAUGGAUGGAGGAUACCUGGAUCAGCCGGACAACUGCCCGGAGAGGCUGCACAGCCUGAUGCAGAUGUGUUGGCAGUACAACCCGAAAAUGCGCCCCACCUUCAUCGAGAUCAUCGAGAUGCUGAAGGAGGACUUGCACCCCAGCUUCCACGAGGUCUCAUUCUUCUACAGUGAGGAGAACAAACCUCUGGAAACAGAGGAGUACGAGAUGGACUUUGAGAACAUGGAGAGCAUUCCCCUCGACCCCUCCUCGUACUCGCAGAGGGACAAAGUCCUGGGGCGGGACAAUGGACCCUCCAUGGCUCUCAAGGGGAACUAUGAAGAGCACAUACCUUACACUCACAUGAACGGUGGCAAGAAAAACGGGCGGAUUCUCUCCAUGCCCAGGUCAAGUCCUUCCUAACGCUUCCUGUUUGGCCCAAGGGUUGCGUCGGCUUUUUUUUCCCCUCCACAAAUCUCAGGACUCUUGUUAUUGCUGCCACAGUGUAUGACACACAUCUACAAACUCUUCAGAUUUUUAAUCAUCUUACGAUUAAUACUUCUUUUUUUUUUUUUUUUUUUUUUGCCAAGUUGACUGGUUGUCAGUGGACUUAUCUGUGAACAUAAAUGGAAGAGGUUUCCAUGGCUGCUGUCCCUUCUGUAACCAUGGUUUCAAAACAGGAAGCGACGGUGUAAGUUGAACUGAAGGAGGAGCAUCCACGUUUGCCAACAAAAGACAUGAAAUUUGCUGGUAUCUGAGCUACAGCGUAACGGUGCGGAACAAAACUUCUGCAGGACAAAAGCAUUUCCAGUAGAAUUCCAGGCUUGCAGGCAUACUCUUCACUACAGCUGAAGGAUUCAACACAUCGGUCGGACGCGCCAGAUCCUCAGAUUGACCAAUAGCUGCUGCUUUCAUACUUUUUAAAGGGGUUAAAUCCCAGGGGUGCGUGCGUGUGUGUGUAUGUGCGUGUGUGCAGUAUAUAUAUGUGGGGUGUAUAUGUAUAGCAAAAUAUACACUUCUGGUUUUUUGUACAUAAGUUUUGUAUGUUCUCACAGAAGCUUUCCUCUUCUUGGAAGUGUGUACUUAUCUUUUUUUUCCCAUUUCCCUGGAGUGAUUGAAUCCUAAACAGAUUAUUUUUAUACUAAGGACUCUUGGGAGUAGGUUUUCUCUCAUUGACAAAUGGGGAAAAUGUGCUGGGAGCCAAAGGAGCAGAAAUCUGAGAUUUGUGGGUACUUUCAAGACCAAACGAAGUAGGAGUCCCCUGACCUGAGAUAGGGAGUUUUCUGUCCUUACAGCAUUGAGUAUAUAUAUUGUUUGUUGUAACAUAUUUAAAAAAGUCUUUAGUUUAAAUUUUAACUUCAUAUAAAUUAUUUGACUGUUUAUGAUCCUUUCGGGGAGGGGAGAAUUUGGGGGAUUGUUUGGUCUUAAAGUGGUCCAAAGAUUUCAGAAUGAACUAAUUUUAGCCGAUUACCCUUUUAGGAGCUACGAAGCACAUGUUAAGUUUACACUUGACAAGGCUUUAUAAUACACUUUCAUAAUUUACACAGUGCAGUCAGCUGGCUCCAGCUGAAGCCCGGAGAUAAAGUAGUUGGGAAUUCACUUGGUUAUUGGGGGCUGAAGGAUGCCAGAACAUCCCAGUCCCGAGUCCUGCUACUCCUUUGCCCCCGUGCCCCUCGCUUCGCCUCCUGCGCGCGCUGGGCGGCGGAAGCAGCCGGCAAGAGAGGACGAGUGAGAACUCGAACUGAAAAAAGAGACACUAAAGCCAGUGCCAAGCGGGGAGGGCGCGAGGCGCUCGGCUCUGCUCGUGAAGCAGAAGCUGAAGGUGACUGUGGUGAGCUAUCCGCUGCCGGGCUGCUGCUGCUCGGGCGUCUGGCCUCGUGCCGCCUCCAGGCCUUCGAUGUUUUCCUGAGAUACCCGCGCUGCGUCCUGCAGACUGCCCGGGACGCCUGUGUUAGCCGCUGCUUUCAGCUCUUCGGGAUGUCAGCUUUUUGUCUUCUGAACUGUGCUUUUGUUUCGCUGCUGUUUGCCUAAAAGACGGAGCUGAUUAGCGUAAGAUGUUAGAAAAUAAUUGUGAAACUAAACUUGUCUCGUAGUGAUGAGGGAGUGUGCUGGCAGGGAGAAGUGCUAAAGCAAGAGAUGACGACGAUCGAUGGCGCAGGCGCUUGUCACGCAGGAGGGGAUGUUAAAAGGGACGCGCAGGCCUCCGCUUCCCCUCCUGGAGAAGUGCAAGAGCCAGGUUGCGCUCCCUGCCAGGAGAAAACGGGCUGCUCCUGACUCGGGGAGAGCGGGGAUGCCGAGCUGGCGUGUGGCUUUUUAUUCCAGCCCGGGCGGUGCUGCCGAAUUUCUCUCUGAAACCAAAACGAAAGGGGCUGGAGGGCAACCUCCCCUCGCCUGCUCCCCGCAGUCGCUAAACCGGGGCGGCGGCGGGGGGGACGAUGGCCGGGGCACCCCCAGAGCUGCCGGGCCGUCGCGCUGCUUCCACCUGCUCAGUUCGGACGGAGGUGGAGGGUGCAGGUUGCUCGCAAAGUAAAGACGGAAAAUACACAGUCCAGACGUGGGUAAGAACCUUCGAUUUCAAAAGGCCUCGUUUACAUUUCUUCUGCUUUACAAAGUCGGAUCUGUAUAGCAGCUCUAUACUACACUGCAGGAAAGAAGACAUAUUCUCACACUUUUCUAAGGAAGAGAAGUUUUUCUUAUUAGAAUUUUUUUAUUUAUUUUAAUAUAUAAAACACUGUAAAAAAAAAAACAGCAAACAAUUUGUUUUCUUAAACACACAGAACGUGUAAAUUUGUAUCCGUAAAAUCUUGGCAGGGGGAUGUGGUGGGAUUAUUUUUGUCCUGUUCUGGUGCAGUCUACCUCAGUGUUUCUUAAGGAUAUUUUUAAUACUACGCACCUCUAAACCUGUUUAAAUAUUUUGGUCUGGACCUGUUGUGGAUCAGGGAAAAUCAAUAUCAGCUGAUUCCAAUACUCAGGACCAUUCACCAAAGGGAAUGGGUAGGAGAAUGGCUCGUCACUGUUCAUCGCUAAUCUGAGCAGUAGUGACCAAAGGAACCCAUUUACAAAUUUGGAUCUGAUGUUCUGGUACCAUCCUCUUAGUUCUGUUGUGAUUUAAAA
Messenger RNA from Tyto alba (common barn owl), 6126 nucleotides. Its product is annotated as insulin receptor-like. Gene Ontology annotation, molecular function: insulin receptor activity; insulin receptor substrate binding; ATP binding. NCBI's taxonomy places the organism in Eukaryota, Metazoa, Chordata, Aves, Strigiformes, Tytonidae. Gene Ontology annotation, biological process: glucose homeostasis; positive regulation of phosphatidylinositol 3-kinase/protein kinase B signal transduction; positive regulation of MAPK cascade. Gene Ontology annotation, cellular component: membrane; axon; insulin receptor complex. The record is from RefSeq and is a predicted model, not a curated record.